Cylicocyclus nassatus is the source of this 1971-nucleotide messenger RNA. The record is from the annotation of a GenBank genome assembly. Lineage: Eukaryota; Metazoa; Nematoda; Chromadorea; Rhabditida; Strongylidae.
AUGAAGACCAUCAUUUUCUCUUUGGUCUUUUUUGGAGGUGUUCUGUACGCUUCCUCAUUUAGCCAAAAUGAAAAGGAGGAACUUAAAGAGUUUCAAGAGGAAAUAAAAAAGGAGCUCCGAGCGAACGUCACUAAGCUUAUUGGUGAGCUGAAUACCGCAUUGGACAAACAUAUUGCGAUUGCCGACGACAAGUCCAAGAGUCUCGUUCAAAAGGUCAAAGAUCUUUUGGAGCUAAGAAAGGAGAAUCCGAAGGCGUUCAACGUAUUGUGGUCAAUGUUCGAGAGAUUCAUUCCGCCCAAACUUUUCCAUAAGAGAUAUGAAAAUCUCAAUGAGACCGAAAAGGCAGAAAUAGAUGAAAAGAAAAAAGAGGUCCGGGCGAAAAUCAGAAAGCUCAUUGGUGAAAUGAGUGCAGUGUUGGAUAAAAGGACUGCAAUUCACGAUGACAAGUCAAAGACUCCCAAAGAGAAGCUGAAGGCUCUUUUGGAGCUGAGAAAAGAAAAUCCAAACGCGAUCGAUAUUUUGCAUAUCGCCUUUAUGCAAUUCCUUCCAAGAAACAGACUCUUUAGAAUGGGAAGAAAACCGUCAAAGCAACUAAAUGAGGCCGAUAAAGCGAGAAGGGAAGAGAUGAUAAAAGAAGCUCGAGCGAACGUCACCAAACUCUUUAGUAAACUGAACGCAGCUAUGGACAAACUGAUUGCAAUCGUUGACGACAAGUCCAAGACUUUCAAAGAGAAGGAAAAAGCUAUUUGGGAGCUAAGAGAGCAGAAUCCGAAGGAGAAAGUAAGCGAUAUGAUAAAAGAAGUCCGACCAAACGUCACCAAGCUUAUUGGUGAAUUGAGCGCAGUGCUUGCCAAAGGCAUCGCAAUUCUCGACGACAAUUCAACGACUCUCAAAGAGAAGGUGAAGGCUCUUUGGGAGCUAAGAAAAGAGAAUACAAAGGCGGAACUUGAGAAGGCAAUAGAGGAGAUAAAUAAAGAAGUGCGGGAGAACGUUACUAAGCUCAUCGAUAAACUCAACGAGGCGAUGGAAAAGCAGAUUGCGAUUGUUGACGACCGGUCAAAGUCUAUUGCAGAAAAGCACAAGGCUCUCUGGGAACUAAGAAAGCAAAAUCCGAAGGCGAGAUGGGAGGAAAUAAAAAAGGAAGCUCGGGCAAACGUCACCAAGCUCAUAGGUGAACUGAACGGAAUGUUCGAUCAAACGAUUGCCAUACUCGACGAUAAGUCAAAGACACAAAGAGAAAAGCUCAAGGCUCUCUGUGCGUUAAGAAAAGAGGAUCCGAAGGCGUACAACGUUUUACGGACCGUCUUUGAGCAGUUCAUCCCAAAACGGAUGCCUUUUCUGCAUAGUGGGCCGCUUGGAGGACGACGGGAAUCUACCUGGGUAGGACUCAGACCAAGACCGCGCAUCUUACGGCCAUGCCGAUGGCAUUUUAGUAAAAAACAUGAGGAUCUCACGGAGGCUAAAAAGAAGGCAAGACGGGAUAAAAUGAGAAAAGAAGCGCGAGCAAACGUCGCAAAGAUUAUUGGUGAACUGAACGAGGCUUUGGACAAACAGAUCGCGAUCUUCGACGACAAGUCGAAGACUUUUGAAGAAAAGAUGAAGGCCUUUGCGGAGUUACGUAAGAAGAGUCCGAAGGUGUAUCACGUUCUGCGGUUGAUCUUCAAGCAGACCGCUCCGAAGCAGCCUUUCGAAAAACAUGAGAGUCUCAGCGAGACAGAGAAAGCGGAAAUCGAGAAAGUCAGAGAUGAAAUAAAAAAGGAAGUCCGAGCUAAAGUCAUCAAAAUCAUUGGUCAACUAAACGCAGCGUUGAGUAAAACAACUGCAAUCCUUGAUGACAAGUCCAAGACCGCCAAGGAAAAGCUCGAGGCACUUUGGGCGCUGAGAAAGGAGAAUCCUGAGGUGUACGACGUGCUGGGGAUUAUAUUCGAAGAAUCUGUUCCAAGAUUUGGAUUGUGGAGAAGAAGACUGUGA